GAAAGAGCGAAGGUGACAUUCAUUGUAACUUUACUGAAUAACUAAAUAGCAGCCAUGUUAGUGGUUCCAACAUUGUACAUACGUUGCUGAAUGUUACCUAUCUACGGCUGCCAUGUUCCCGUUUUUACUUGAGUUCAAUUAUUCUCCUGCUCCUCCUUCUUCUUUCUCUAGACCUGGAUGGGGUUAUGAUGUGUUUCUAAGUUUUAGAGGUGAAGACACUCGCAAGAAUUUUACGGAUCAUCUUUACACUGCUUUACUCCAAGCAGGAAUCCGUACAUUUCGAGAUGAUGACGAACUUCUUAGAGGAGAAAAAAUCUCCUCACAACUCCCCAAAGCAAUUCAAGAAUCCAAGGUUUCUAUAGUGGUUUUCUCUAAGGGCUAUGCUUCCUCCACUUGGUGUCUUGAUGAACUUGAAGAAAUUCUUGAUUGCAGACAUACAACUGGCCAGAUUGUUCUACCAGUUUUCUAUGAUAUCGGUCCUUCUGAUAUUAGAAAACAGACGGGAAGCUUUGCUGAAGCCUUUGAUAGACAUGAGGAACGUUUUAAGGAAGAAAUGGAGAAGGUCCAAAAGUGGAGAAAAGCUCUUGUGGAGGCUGCAAAUUUAUCUGGGUUGGAUCUUCACAGUGUUGCAAAUGGGCAUGAAUCAAAAUUCGUUCAAAAGAUUGUCCAAGAAGUUUCAAGUAAAUUGAAUCCCAGAUACAUGAAUGUUGCCACAUAUCCGGUAGGUAUUGAUUCUCAAGUCAAAGAUAUCAUUGCCAUGUUAAGUGUUGGUACAAAUGAAGUUCGAACUGUGGGAAUCUAUGGGAUGCCAGGAAUAGGCAAGACAGCCAUAGCAAAAGCUGUUUUUAACCAGCUUUGUCAUAAAUUUGAAGGAAGUUGUUUCCUUUUGAAUAUCAGAAAAAGCUCAGAUCAACACAACGGUCUAGUUCAAUUACAGGAACAGCUUCUUUUUGAUUCUUUAACGGGAAAGAUUUGGUUUGCUGAUGUUGAUGCAGGAAUCAAUGGCAUCAAAAGCCAAUUUUGUCGUAAAAGGGUACUUGUUAUUCUUGACGACUUUGAUCAAUCGGAACAAAUACAUGCGUUGGUAGGAGAGCGAGGCUGGUUUGGUCCUGGAAGUAGAAUAGUAAUUACAACUAGAGAUGAACAUUUACUCACACAACUUGAAGUGGUAAAAAAAUAUCCCGCUAAAGAAUUGAACCAUGAAGAGUCUCUUCAACUUUUCAGUUGGCAUGCCUUUAGGGAGCCCCAUCCAGUGACAGAAUAUGUUGAGCUGUCUAAAGUUUUAGUUGAUUAUGUUGGUGGAGUUCCAUUGGCUCUUGAAGUCGUAGGUUCUUACUUGUUUAGAAGAAGCAUCCCUCAGUGGACAAGUGCUAUAGAGAAAUUGAAAAAAAUUCCUCACCACCAGAUUCAGAGGCAACUUAAAACAAGUUUUGAUGAUUUGGAUGGUGACAAACUGAAGGAUAUGUUCCUUGAUAUUGCGUGUUUCUUCAUCGGUAUGGAUAAAGAUUAUGUGGGAAAAAUACUCGAUGGUCGUGGUUUUUAUCCAGAAAUAGAUAUUAAUAUUCUCAGGGAAAGAUCCCUUUUAACAGUCAACAGUGAGAAUAAGUUACAGAUGCAUAAUCUCUUACGAGACAUGGGAAGGGAGAUCAUUCGUCAAAUGGAUCCAAAUCCUGGAAAGCGUAGCAGACUUUGGCUUCACGAAGAUGUAAUGGAAGUGCUAGGAAAGUGUUCGGGAACAGAAGUAGUGGAGGGUAUCAUGCUAGACGCUCAAGCGUCAAAAGAUGCAUUUCUAAGCACUACAUCAUUUGCUCCAACGACAUCUCAAGCAUCAAAAGAUGUAGUUGUAAGCACAACAUCAUUUGCACGAAUGACGUCUUUACAGUUGCUCCAAUUCAGUGGAGGACAACUCCGCGGACACUGCGAACAUGUUUCCGAGGCAUUGAUAUGGCUUUGCUGGCAUAAAUGCUCUAUGCGAACUUUACCACACAAAUUUCAACUUGACAGCCUAGUUGUUCUUGACAUGCAGCACAGCGAAAUCAGAGAGCUCUGGAAGGAGACCAAGUGUCUAAACAAUCUGAAAGUCCUCGAUCUCAGCCAUUCUAUGUUCUUCGUUAAAACACCGAACUUCUCUGGACUCCCUAGUUUGGAGACACUAAUUCUAGAAAAUUGCAAAAGAUUAGCUGAUAUUCACCAAUCUAUUGGCGAAUUGAAAAAACUUGUUUUCUUGAAUUUAAAGGGAUGUAGCAGCCUAAAGAAUCUUCCAGAAAGCUUGCCUUCCACUCUUGAAACUCUGAACACCACGGGCUGCAUCAGUCUUGAGAAAUUUCCAGAGAACUUAGGUAAUAUGCAAGGCUUAAUUGAAGUUCAAGCAAAUGAAACUGAAGUUCAUCAUCUACCUUCUUCCAUUGGAAAUUUGAAGAAGCUCAAAAAGUUAUUUGUGUGUGGCUCUGGUUAUGUUCUUGAGUCAGCCAUGAGCUCAGAAAAGAUUGUCCUCAAGCAACAACCUUUCCUGCCACUAUCCUUCUCUGGUUUAAGCUCUUUGACAACGCUCCAUGUUAGUAAUCGCCAUUUAUCUAACAGUAAUACUUCCAUCAAUCUUGGGAGUUUAUCGUCUCUUCAGGAUCUGAAACUGGCCAGCAACGAUUUCUCUGAAUUGCCUGCCGGCAUUGGCCACCUCCCAAAGCUAGAGAAAUUGGACCUGUCAGCCUGUAGAAAUCUUCUAUUUAUCUCAGAGAUCCCCUCGAGUUUAAGAACUUUGGUGGCACUUGAUUGCAUAUCACUGGAAAAGGUGUCAAUUCAGUCAAAGACAGCGCCGGAUCUGUUACUGAGUCGCUGUGGAAAACUAGCUGAGAUUCAAGGCUUGGAGAGUGUAGAAAACAAACCAGUCAUUCGCAUGGAAAACUGUAACAAUUUGUCAAACAAUUUUAAGGAGAUUCUUCUUCAGGUUUUGUCCAAGGGAAAGCUUCCAGACAUUGUUCUCCCGGGUAGCGAUGUACCGCAUUGGUUUAUCCAAUAUCAAAGAGAUAGAUCUUCCUCAACAUUUCGUAUACCAGCCAUUUCAGUUGGUUUAAUUCAAGGACUAAUUGUUUGGACUGUCUAUGCAGACACUGGUAAAGACAAGUUGUCCAGUUUUUCUUCUCUUUGUUCUGCUUCUAUCAGAAAAAAGAACGAUAAUACUGAAUUGUUUUAUACACGACCAUACUUUGGCAUUUCUUCAAAAGAUGAAGAUCAUUCUUGGGUGAUCUAUAUCCCAUUUAGCAGGAUUCAAGGUACAAUUGAAGGUGGAGACGAAUUGGAAGUGUCUGUCAAACCUGGCAAUGGUACUACUGUAAGGAAGUGUGGCGCGCAUCUAAUUUUUUGAGUAAGCCAGAUGUAAUGCAUAUCUGAGGAACUGUACUGCUCAUAUGAAGAUUUGGAUUAAGCUAGAGUUUGAAGAUUUGGUUUUGA
This is a messenger RNA of Populus trichocarpa (black cottonwood), 3447 nucleotides long. Its product is annotated as disease resistance protein RPV1. The transcript is spliced from 4 exons. NCBI's taxonomy places the organism in Eukaryota, Viridiplantae, Streptophyta, Magnoliopsida, Malpighiales, Salicaceae. The record is from RefSeq and is a predicted model, not a curated record. Gene Ontology annotation, biological process: signal transduction; defense response. Gene Ontology annotation, molecular function: ADP binding. The coding region runs from base 113 to 3361 and encodes 1082 amino acids.